GAGGGGCUGCCCCGCCCCCUCCAACAGGAGCCAAUGGGAGGCUGCGGCCCCGCCCUCCUCCGGGAGGGUAUUUAGAAGCUGACCAGGGAAAGCCCUCGGAGCGCUGGGGAAGCCAGAGGAGAGAGUGCGGAGUGCAGGCCUGCCCCAAAUCCCGCCCCGGAGCCGGGGGAGCAGGGGCGGUGGGCGUGCGGGGCUGAGCCCACAGCCAGCAGAAGUGGGUGAGUCCCGGCGCGGCGUGUCCGGCACAGAGCUGCCCCGUCCCAGCCCCCGGCAGGCGCCACCAUGGUCUGGCUGGUGCUGCUGGGCGCACUGCUGUGCCUGUCGCGCGUCGGGGUGGGCGGCCUGGGCGCGGAGGGCUUCCUGCCCUCCGGUCCCCGUGACUGCCCCUACAGGUGUGUGUGCGCUGCCGACCUGCUGAGCUGCGCGGGCCUGGGGCUGCAGGACGUGCCGGCCGCGCUGCCCGCCGCCACCACAGACCUCGACCUGAGCCACAACGCGCUCCAGCGCCUGCGGCCCGGCUGGUUGACGCCCCUCUCCCGGCUGCGCGCCCUGCGCCUGGGCCACAACGAGCUGGACGCGCUAGGUCGCGGAGUGUUCACCAACGCCAGCGGCCUGCGGCUGCUCGACCUAUCGUCUAACGCGCUGCGGGCGCUGGGACGCCACGACCUCGAAGGGCUGGGGGCGCUCGAGAGGCUGCUGCUGUUCAAUAACCGACUGGCGCACUUGGACGAGCUCGCCUUCCGGGGCCUGGGCGCACUCAGCCGGCUCUACCUGGGCUGCAACCAGCUCUCCUCCUUCUCCUUUGACCACCUCCACGGCCUGGGCGCCACCCACCUCCGUACUCUGGACCUCUCCUCCAACCGCCUGGGCCGCAUCCCCGUGGCUGCCCUGGCUGCCCUGCCGGCCUUUCUCAAGAACGGCCUUUACUUGCACAACAACCCCCUGGCCUGCGACUGCCGCCUCUACCACCUGCUGCAGCGCUGGCUCCAGCGGGGCCUCAGUGCCGUCAGUGACUUCGCCCCACAGUACAUGUGCCUGGCCUUCAGGGUGCCCACGUCCCGCGUGCGCUUCUUUGAGCACAGCCGCGUCUUCGAGAAUUGCUCGGCCGCCCUGGCCGGGGGCCUGGAGCGGCCCGAAGAGCAGCUGCACGUGCAGAUGGGUCGGCCCCUGACGCUGCGCUGCAACACCAGCGCCCCGGCUGUGCGCGUCGCCUGGGUGUCCCCAAAGCAGGAGCUGCUGGUGGCCCCGGGGUCCCGAGACGGCAGCAUUGCGGUGCUGGCCGAUGGCAGCCUGGCCAUCAGCAACGUGCAGCCGCGGCACGAGGGGCUCUUCGUGUGCCUGGCCGCCGGGCCGCGCCUGCAUCACAACCAGACGCACGAGUACAACGUGAGCGUGCACUCCCCGCGCCCGGAGCCCGAGGCUUUCAACACGGGCUUCACCACCCUGCUGGGCUGCGCCGUGGGCCUGGUGCUCGUGCUGCUCUACGUGUUCGCGCCGCCCUGCCCGGGCUGCCGCCGCUGCUACCGCCGCACCUGCACCUGCCGCCGGCUCUGCUGGCCCCGCGGGCCCGGCCCCCUCCAGGAGCCGAGUGCGCGGCUGUCGGGGCUCGGCGCCACCCCGCCCGACGGGCCCAGCCGCAAGGCCAGUGUGCACAAGCACGUGGUCUUUCUGGAGCCGGGCAGGAGGGGCCUCAACGGGCGCGUGCAGCUGGCGGUCGCCGAGGACUUUGAUCUCUACAAUCCCGUGGGCCUGCGGCUCCACGCUGGCUCUGAGUCGGCUAGCUCCACGGGCUCCGAGGCGCUGGUGAUAUCCUAGGCUGCCCUGGGCGCAGAGCCAGGCCACCGCCCGCCCGCUGCUUUGCCCCGCUCCCCGCUGCCGCCCCGGGCAAGAGCUGCCAGAUGCUGGGGGCGGCGCGGGGCUUGGUCCUCCAGCCUCCUGUGUGGCCUCGACCUCAACUACAGCAGCCCCACUCGCUGAUGGAAGGGCUGGGCUCCCCGCCCUCUCUCCUGCUCUGCCCUCACACAGGGCUCAAAGGCCGGAGGCCCCCGCACGACCUGCUGGUGCCCAAGUGUCCCCCGAGGCCUGGAACUGGGGCCAUCUGGAAGGGCCCGUGCGUUAGAGCCCGAGGCACCCCCUUAGGGGCCGAGGCAGCUAUCAAGCAGUAGUGGCGAAGAACUGAAGCAUAACCAUCUUCCCCUUCCCAGUGGGGCAGGAAGAGAGUGGGCGCCCAGGGGAAGAGGAGGAGAGCGCCAAAGGAAGACCUAGGCCCCCACCCAGGGUGGAAGAAGGAAACCCGCACCAACAUCUAACCUCCUUUAAGCUUCACAACUCCGUGCAGUCUGGUGGGCAGGCAGAAAGGCGAGAGACCCCUCCCCGCCACCCCUCGGGGGGCCUGGCCCGAGCCCCAGCCAGAGCAGCCUCGCCGUCUCUGGCCAGCGGCAUCCACAGGCCACUCUGAGGGCAGGGUCUCUUCCGUGGGCUCACAAGACAGUAAGGGCCACCAGGGCCUGUCCCCCAGCUUUUCAGCAGUAAAAAGCCUGCUGAGCAUGGCCAAGAUGGGAGGGCUGAGCCAGAACUCACUGUCCCUCGAGGGUAGAAGCCUCUUAAGGGCUGGCACUGGUCUCGGCCUAAUGGCCGAGGCCGUGCCCUGGUCUUAUACCCAUCUUGCCACCCACCGCAGGGAGGCGGGGAAGAGGGGUCUGAGAGCCCUCCUGUGUGGGUGCUGAGCUGGGGGCUCCUACGAGCAUCCUGGAUCCAGUUGUCCUGGAGUUCCUUAAUAAAGGUGGUACAUGCUCAUUACCGGACCCUUCGCGAACACAAGUAGCAGCGCGUGUCCUCAGCCCGAGCCCAGCAGUGCCGUCCCGUACGUGCAGGAUAGCACCCCAGCCCUGCCUGAGGCAUAACCACAAGCCAGUGUGCGCUCCGAUUCUUCUACUCAGAGCUGCUGCUGCUGCCACCUGGUUGGGCAGUUUGUACCUCACGGCCUUCCGCCUGCCUCAAAAGCCUGAUACCGAGGUUCACUGCAGAGGCAAAGAGACAGCGGCAGGAGGCCCUGGCCGGCCCACUCCCGCCAGCCACGCCAGCUCCCGUGGGCCCACGGGCCUCACACUCACCCCGAGGCCGGGCCAUGCGCCAGGAGCCGCACCAGGAUGCCCGUCACGGCCACCAGAAUGGGGUAGUGGUCCACGCUCUCCAGGCCUGGGCGGGGGAGGAGGGAAGGCAAGAGCUGCUGCGUGCUCCUCCUGCAGGGGGUCUAGGCCUGCCUGGCUAGCGCCAGCCCCCCUCCCCAGCACCCUCCCCGCAGAAGGGCGAGCUAAGGCUGCGGGGGCCCAGGCCGGCUGUCCCGACACAGCACGGACGAUCAGGCAUCCCUGCUCCCAGCGGAGGCAGCGAGCCCCGGGAUAUGUUGGGUGUGGGGCGCUGGGUCCUCACCAGGCAGCCGCAGGGUGACCACGCGGUCAAACAGGUUCCUCUCAGCCGUCACCCGGUUCAGCACCUGGUUGAGGAGCUGUGGAGCCCAUUGGUGGGUGUCGAGGGUGGGCUCGCCACUGGGGCCUUCCCGGGGGCCCCCCUCUCCCUGCCCAGAUGGACACACCUGCGCGAGACGCCGCAGCAGCAUCUCAGACGUAGGCCGGGCCCAGUCAAGGAAUAUGUCGGGCACCAGCGUGAUGGUCAUCUCCAGGACCCGCAGCAAGCUGACUGAGAGGUCGAAGCACGUGGCGCACACCUUGAGCUGCCGGCUGUCCACGAAGUUCCGCUCUAGGCGCUCGGCAGCCUGUUGGAUCUGAGCCACCGGCGGGGGGCAGGCAGCGCUCAGUGGCCUGGGGGCGCCGCACGUCGCGCCGGGCCCACUGCAACGCUGCAGCCCGCCCGACCCACCGACCCGCCGUGACGCACCUCCUGGAUCAUGCCGAUGAACUCCGAGAAGGCCCAGUUGAGCUGGUUGAGGACGCUGUUGAGGAAGCUGGGCGCCACGUCGGGCCCCUCCCGCAGCAGCUCCGCCAUGUGCUGCUGAAGCAGGGUGGAGGGGCAGGGCUCUGUGGGGGCGCGAGGAGGCGGCGUCACCGAGGACUCCAUUCUGGGGCUCCUGCCUGCCCUGUCUACCUCCGUCCUCACUUGUUGGGCCAUUGGUGUACGGACAGGAAGAUGGCUCCCUGAGAACGCUCAGGUCACGAAGGCGGGAGGACAGGGUACAGCCCUGUCCGGGGGUUAGAGCUAAAUCUGUCCCUCCAUCUGUUGGGCAAGCCACGGGCUGAAGUCCUUUUCAGCCCCACACCAUUCCUUAAGCCUAGAGCUGCCCCCCAGCCUGUCCCCAGCGAGUUCUCAGCCACAUGGCUUUCAGGGAGGGCUAGACCCAGACAGGGUGACCCAGACCUCUCCUCACUCGUAUCCAGGUCAGCGUCCCUAAGACAUACUUGUCUGAGCCCUCUCCUCUCCUCUGCUGCCCUUGGCCUGGCCUUCGCAUAUGGCCGAGGUGGUGGGUGCCAAGUCUGGGCUGACAGGGAGCGGUAACCAGAGCCCUUAGCCGCAGCUGGGCUGGACACCCGCCCCCCCCCCGCCCCCGCCCAUGCAAAUCAAUAGUUCCUACAGCAGCAGGACAAGUAUCUGGUCCCACUGCCAUUCUCCAUCUGCAGCUCAGUUCCACCUGCAGGCACGACCAAAACAAUUGGCAAGGACUUGAUGUGUGACUUUGCACAAGGCAAUCAGCCUCUGGGGACCCCUUCACGCAAAAACCCUGCCCACGAGGGCAGAAACACACCACGUGGGCCAAGGAAAGCCACCCUGUGGGGUGAGCGCAGUGUGUGGCAGGCAGACUGCAAGCUGGCCCACCCCAGGCCCGCCCUAGGUGAAGGUCCUCGGGUUCACAGGGCUCUGCUGGACCAUGGCCCCCAAAGACAGAGCGAAGCCUCUGCUCCCAACCAAAUGCCUCUUCCUCUUGGAAGCUCCAUGGGCACCGCCUAGUCUGUGCCCCUGCCUUGACUGAAGUACCCAAGGUCUGGCACCAGCAGAUGGCAAUGAAGGGGGAGAAGGACAUGGUGCUGGGACCAGGCUGGAGGUCAGGAAGCUGGUUCAGGGUCCUCACUCUGUGUCAGCUGCAGGCAGCCUGGGAAGAUACUGCCCUUUUUCCCUAUGACCCAGCAGAGCAUUCGGGCCCAAAGGGCACACGUGGCACUGGGGAGCCAGGGGGAGUAGGCCCAGUGUCCCUGGACAGAGAGGAAGCUGGGAGAUGGAAGCCCCAGGGGGCAGAGUUGGGGCCCAGCAGGAGUGCAGGACAGAGGCUGGGAGAAGAGAGAAGACUCCUAGAGGACCCAAGAGCAGCCACUCACUCUGGAGACUGGGCAAGUUGGCAUCCUCGGGUUUGGUUUUCAGCAGGUGCGGCAGCCGUGUGUAGCGGUACCCGAACCCACAGCCCUGCGAGGGGGGUCCGUGGGGGGUCAGCUGGGGUUAGGGCAGCUCUCCCCUCCAGCCUGCCACAGCCACCUCCCCUCCAGCCGGGCUUACCCUCCACAGCCGCACCAGGAUCCAGUUGGUCUGGGCCCAGGGCCGCUGCUCAUAGGGAGCCAGGAGGCUCCUCACCAUGGCGACACGCCUGCGAGGGCAAGGGGUGGUGGGUAAGGGCUGAGGCUGGGCACCGUGUGGGGCAGAGCGCGUGCCUCCCCGCUCUGGCCCGCACUCACUGCUCCUCGGGGAUCCGCUCCACGGCCCGCAGGGAGUGUGGGUAGCACACGUAGCUGGCCAGGGCCUGCAUCAGCGAGUCACGGAUGUCUGUUGGGACAGGCCGUGCCUCAGCAGGUACCUGGCACGAGCCCCAGCCCCCGCGCCUCACGCCCACCCGGACGGCAUUCUGAGCAGACAAGAGCCGGCCGGAGACGCCAUCCCAUCCCCAUGCCCCAAGCCCUCUGGAGGGCUCCUCACCAGUGCCCACGAUGCGUGUGUCAGCAAAGUGUUUGGCAAGGAUGGCGGCCAGGCGGGUCAGGGUCUCUUCGUAGCCUGCAGGAUGGGGCAGGGGCAGUGCUUGGCCGGGGGCGGCGGCUCCAGGGGCAGGCCCAUCCCCCUGGCAGGGUGAGCGGGCUUGGGCGGAGGACUCCGGAGUGGACCCCCAGAGCCAGUCUGGGCCGGAGCUGUCAUGCAGGGGCUUCGGGCAUGAUAUUCACUGACUGACGGGCCAUUGCACAGACUCACUGGCGGGGCGGGUGGGGACGGUCCUGCAAGACUGGGCUCAAGCCCAUCUCAGCACACACCUGAUGGCUCAGCAGUCAAAGCCCCUUGGGCACCCACAGCUCUGCCUCUGAGCACAAAGGCUGCACCUAGGCCUGGGGCGGGGCAGGGGACAGGCCGGGGGGCCCGAUCCAGACACAAACCACCAAGCCCAGGCUGAAAUGGUCUGCGAGAAGCCCAAGCUCCUACACACGGCCUCCAGCAGAGCAUCCCCGCCUGCUGUGACCUGCAAACACAAGCCGCAUCCCGAGGCCAGUGCCAGGGCGCGAGGUGAGGCCAGCUGGCUCCCAGACCACAGCGGCACCGAGGAGGAAGUGAAAGCCUGAGGGACGCCCACCCCGGCACUCCAUUUUGUCUCCUUCCCUCCCAGCACCAGGGAGGAGCCAUUGGCUCUGGGACUACGGUGCCGGGCAGGGCUCUCCAGCAGGUGGGGCUUUUGCAAAUGCUUGUCUACUACAGGGCCGAGGAGAAGAGGGGCUGCCCGCGCCCGCUCCCUCCGCGGAUGCGUGCUGCUGGGCUAGGAGGCUCAGAACGGGGCUGCCAGGGCUCAGGCCAGAGGCCUCCUUGUCACCUGGGAGCUCCUCCAUGCUGUGCACGGGGCCGAAGUAAUUCUUGAGGGCGCUGUAGCUGUUGAUGGCCACGCUCAAGUAGAACUCGGGCAUGAAGGCAAAGAGAGACCCCGUGCGGUCGCCGUGCUCAACGGUCCGCAGGCAGACGCGCAGCAGCCAGUAGAUGUCGAGCAUCUUCUCCUGCGGGAGGCACAGGGGCUGCUGCUGGGCUGCUCGUGGGAAGGGUCACAGGGGCAUGGCUCGGUCCGGGGGCCCAGGAAAGGCCUCCGUGUUCCCAAGUGGGUGCAGUGGCUCGGGCAGGGCAGUCACGUGUUUGGCAGGCGAGAGGGUGCACCCCGUGCCCAGAAAGGGCAACGCCCCAGCC
This is a messenger RNA of Mirounga angustirostris (Northern elephant seal), 7152 nucleotides long. RefSeq names its product adhesion molecule with Ig like domain 3 (gene AMIGO3). The transcript has a single exon. NCBI's taxonomy places the organism in Eukaryota, Metazoa, Chordata, Mammalia, Carnivora, Phocidae. Gene Ontology annotation, molecular function: protein binding. The record is from RefSeq and is a predicted model, not a curated record. Gene Ontology annotation, cellular component: plasma membrane. The coding region runs from base 283 to 1815 and encodes 510 amino acids.